UUCCGCUCGUCCCGCCAAUCGCCAUUAUUAACAGCUCCGCGGUCCCUCCCUCCCUCGGUCGGUCGGCGUCGGUCCCUCCCUCCCCACCCAGUUAGUCCUCAGCCUAUCCCGUGCCCGCGCAGAGCACCGCCUCUGCUCGACCCACCACCCUCUGUGCAGAGUUAAUUAACCUUGAGGUUUCCGAUUGCCCUUCCCUUCCGCUCCUCUCGCCCAUUCGCGGCGAGAUUCAGCGGCAAGGAUGCGCCUGCACGCGGAGGUGCGGGAUGAGAUGGAGGAGGGGAGCGAGGAGGGGGCUGUGACGGCUUCGGCGGGGCUGUCGCCACCGCCACUCAUCGGUGCGGCGGCGCCGGUUCCCCGGCUAGUGGUGGGGUUCGCCCUCACGAAGAAGAAGGUGAAGAGCUUCCUGCAGCCCAAGCUGCUCCUGCUGGCCAGGAAGAAUGGAAUCAGUUUUGUAUCUAUUGAUGAGUCUCUUCCCCUCUCAGAACAAGGCCCUUUUGAUGUUAUUUUACACAAGAUUACUAGGAAGGAGUGGCAGAAGGUUCUGGAGGACUAUCACGAAGAACAUCCAGAAGUUACUGUCCUUGACCCACCAAAUGCUAUCGAGCAUCUGAACAAUCGACAAUCAAUGCUUGAAGAAGUAGCUGAUUUGAACCUGUCAAAUUUCUAUGGAGAAGUUUGUAUCCCACGCCAGCUGGUCAUUACGAAAGAUCCAUCCUCUAUACCAACUUCUGUAGCUAUGGCUGGACUAACUUUGCCCUUGGUUGCCAAGCCAUUGGUUGUUGAUGGGACGUCUAAAGGUCAUGAACUAUAUCUUGCAUAUGACGAGGCAUCCUUGUCAAUGCUUGAUCCGCCUCUGGUUCUACAGGAAUUCAUAAACCAUGGCGGGAUCCUCUUUAAGGUGUAUAUCAUUGGUGAAACAAUACAGGUUGUCCGCAGGUUCUCUCUUCCUGAUGUUAACACAUAUGACUUACUAAACAACGUUGGCAUCUAUCGAUUGCCAAGAGUUUCAUGUGCUGCAGCUAGUGCGGAUGAUGCAGAUCUUGACCCUCUUAUUGCAGAGCUUCCUCCAAGGCCACUUCUAGAGAAACUGGGCAGGGAGCUUCGUGGCCGGCUUGGUUUGAGAUUGUUCAAUAUAGAUAUGAUUAGAGAACUUGGAACCAAAGAUCGGUACUACAUAAUUGAUAUCAACUACUUCCCAGGUUACGGCAAAAUGCCAGGAUAUGAGCGCAUGUUCACAGACUUCUUACUAAGUCUCGCACAAAGCAAGUACAAAAGGUAUGCUUCCCCACCGCGCCAAUGUACAUUUGCUGGAGACAUAAGCAUAAGCGGGAGGCUUGAGGAAGUUGGCAAGUCUCAGUGUGUGUGUUCAAAAUCGGUGGCACAUGCUGGACUGGAGUAGGAAAUAACCAAGGAAACGCUUGGAUGCGCUGUACUCAUGUUGUAAAAUGUUUAACUGAAUGAACACCUUCCUCGUGAUGGCUCCCUCCAUCGUAAUUUGGCAACCAUGAGAAUUAAUUCUGCA
This is a messenger RNA of Zea mays, 1522 nucleotides long. Lineage: Eukaryota; Viridiplantae; Streptophyta; Magnoliopsida; Poales; Poaceae. The record is from RefSeq.